UCCAGCCCCCUGACAUGGCUGGGCUCUCCCGGCUCUGGGCCCUCUGAGCACACAACCUGCCCUCUUCUAGUGGGGCACUUUACGUUGUGCUCUCUUGUAAGCACGUCCUUUUUGCUGUCCUUAGAGGUUAGUGUAUGAGGCUUUUUAAUCCAUGGGAGAUGGGUCAGGACCAGACAAAGCAACAGAUAGAGAAAGGACUCCAUCUUUACCAGUCUAAUCAGACCGAAAAGGCCCUGCGAGUCUGGAUGAGGGUUUUGGAGAAGUCUGCGGAUCCUGCUGGCAGGUUUCGGGUUUUGGGUUGCCUCAUCACUGCUCAUGCAGAGAUGGGCAGAUACAAAGACAUGCUGAAGUUUGCAGUGGUCCAGAUUGACACAGCACGGGAGCUGGAAGACCCAGAUUUCCUUACAGAGAGCUACCUAAACCUGGCUCGCAGCAAUGAGAAACUCUGUGAAUUCCAGAAAACAAUCUCUUACUGCAAGACGUGCCUGAACAUGCAGGGUACCACUGUGAGCAUGCAGCUGAAUGGCCAGGUGAGCCUCAGCAUGGGCAAUGCCUUCCUGGGCCUCAGCAUUUUCCAGAAGGCUUUGGAGUGCUUCGAGAAAGCUUUACGCUACGCACACAACAACGACGACAAGAUGCUGGAGUGUCGAGUCUGCUGCAGCCUCGGGAACUUCUACACCCAGAUAAAGGACUAUGAGAAAGCCUUGUUUUUCCCAUGUAAAGCUGCUGAACUGGUGAAUGACUACGGGAAGGGCUGGAGCCUGAAGUACCGUGCCAUGAGCCAGUACCACAUGGCCGUGGCCUAUCGGAAGCUGGGGCGCCUGGCAGAUGCCAUGGAUUGCUGUGAGGUACGGGGCAUGGGCAGGGCUGGGGGGCUCUGCCAGGGCAUCCUGCCACGCCCCUGCAGCAAGAAACACACCCUGCCAUUCACACUUGACUCUAAAUCUUCCUGCUGCCUUCCAGUCUUAGAGCUGUGGUUUCUGUAG
Serinus canaria (Common canary) is the source of this 986-nucleotide messenger RNA. It is a transcript of the gene RAPSN, whose product is annotated as receptor associated protein of the synapse. The transcript is spliced from 3 exons. Gene Ontology annotation, cellular component: synapse. Lineage: Eukaryota; Metazoa; Chordata; Aves; Passeriformes; Fringillidae. Gene Ontology annotation, molecular function: protein-membrane adaptor activity; acetylcholine receptor binding. Bases 135 to 986 code for a protein of 283 amino acids. The record is from RefSeq and is a predicted model, not a curated record. Gene Ontology annotation, biological process: chemical synaptic transmission.